AGCGGAAGUGAGCUCUCCGUAGACUGCGGGUCUGAAAUCUGGUUGAUGCGUCUGCAGCCACUGCUGAGCUUUGGGUAGGCCAGGCUGGGGGAUCGGCCCUCGAGCUCUGCUGUCGCAUCUCCCACCCCAGACUCCUUCCGGCAUCAAGUCCACGAUCCUCGCCGUGGCCACGCCCCUCCGCGUCCUGGCUUCUCUGCAUCCUGGCUGCUCUGCGUCCUGGCUGUUCCUCCCUGGGUGGAGGGGAGAGACAGCCAUCCUCCUGCAGGUGGAUCGGGGUGGAGACUCUUCCUGAGCCCAGCUGCAGGACACUGAGGACCAGCGAGACUCGUAAGACCCAAUUAUGGGUGUAAGAGGUUUGCAGGGGUUUGUGGGAAGUACAUGCCCACACAUAUGCACCGUAGUCAAUAUCCACGAGCUGGCAGAGCGUCACCGAAACAAGUACCCUGGAUGUAUGCCUACCAUCGUGGUGGACGCCAUGUGCUGUCUCCGAUACUGGUACACACCAGAGUCUUGGAUCUGCGGCGGCCAGUGGAGAGAAUACUACUGUGCUUUGAGAGAUUUUGUUGCGGCCUUCACCUCUGCCGGCAUCAAGUUGAUAUUCUUCUUUGAUGGCAUGGUGGAGCCGGGCAAGCGGGAUGAGUGGGUAAAGCGGAGACUGAAAAACAACCGGGAGAUAUCCAAGAUUUUCCACUACAUCAAGUCAAAAAGAGACCAGCCAGGCAGAAACAUGUUCUUCAUUCCCUCCGGGCUGGCCAUAUUCACACGGUUCGCCCUGAAGACACUGGGCCAGGAGACUUUCUGUUCAUUACAGGAGGCUGACUACGAGGUGGCUUCUUACGGUCUCGAACACAACUGCCUGGGGAUCCUUGGAGAAGACACCGACUACUUAAUUUAUGACACUUGCCCCUACUUUUCAAUUGGUGAUCUGUGCCUGGAGAGCCUCCAGACCGUCAUGCUCUGUCGAGAAAAGCUCUGCGAGAGCCUGGGCCUCCGUGUGGCAGACCUUCCUCUGCUGGCCUGUCUGCUUGGCAAUGACAUCACUCCAGAGGGCAUGUUUGAAAGCUUUCGGUACAAGUGCUUGUCAUCCUAUGCUUCUGUGAAAGAGAAUGCAGGCAAGAAAGGAAAUAUUAUCUUAGCUGUCUCAGACUAUAUCUCCAAAGUUCUUCAUUUGCAUCAAGGUGAGAAGAAGAUAGAAGAGAUGCUCCCCUUGGGGCCAAACAAAGCUCUCUUUUAUAAAGGAGUAACAUCAUAUCUCUUACCAGGGCAGAAAUCUCCAUGGUUAGUUCAAAAACCCAAAGGCAUGAUAACAGACAAGCAAAUGGUGAGUUUAAACCCCGAAUCCAAGCAAGAAGUCCCUAUGUGUAUAGAUCCUGAAUUCAAGCAAGAAGUUCCUGUGUGCACUAAUCCCGAGUCCAUGCAAGAAGUCCCCAUGUGUAUGGAUCCUGAGCCCAACCAGGAAGCUUCCAUGUGCACAGAUCCCGAAUCCAAACAAGAAGUUCCCAUGUGCACAGACUCCGAAUCCAAGCCAGAAGUUUCCCUAUAUACAACCCCAGAGAGCAAGCAAAAAUUACCUUCAGAAGUAGACACUGAAUUUAACCUAGACGCACUCAUGUGUACACACCCUGAAGUUAAGCAAGAAGAUGUCAUGGAUAUGGAACCUGAAAUAAAGCAAGUAACCAUGGUUUCAGAGUCUGAGAUCUUAAAGGUUGCCAGGAUGCAUCACGUCCACUCAGAAAGCUACCUAGUGUACAACAUUAUGAGCAGUGGAGAGAUAGAGUGCAGUAACACCCUCGAGGACGAGCUGGACCAAGCCCUCCCGAGCCAAGCCUUCAUCUACCGGCCAGUCCGCCAGCGCGUCUAUGCACUCCUGCUCGGGGACUGGAAAGAUGGAGCCAGCACUGGCCCCGUGGUGAAGGAGUGGUUUGUGUACCCCGGUAACUCCCUGAAGCACCCAGACCUAGUUAGACCUCUGCAGAUGACCGUUCAAGGGGGAACACCUAGCUUGGAAGUUCUGUGGCUGAGCCAAGAGCCAGCAGCGCAGGCCCGGCGCCUGGACACGUUGCUAGCCUGCUUCAACCUUUCCUCCUCAAGAGAAGAGCUGCAAGCAGUUGAGAGCCCAUUGAGAGCUCUAUGCUGCCUCCUGAUCUACCUCUUUGUCCAGGUGGACACUCUUGCCCUGGAAGACCUGCAUGCAUUUAUCGCUCAGGCCUUGUGCCUCCAAGGAAAAUCAACCUCCCAGCUCAUGCACUUACAGCUGGAUUACAUUAACUCCAGAGCUGUGCAACUGGGGUCCCUCCUCGUCCGUGGCCUCACCACGUUGGUCCUAGUCAACAGCGCAUGUGGCUUCCCCUGGACAACAAGCGAGUUUAUGCCCUGGAAUGUGUUUGAUGGCAAGCUUUUCCAUCAGAAGUACCUGCAGUCUGAAAAGGGAUAUGCCGUGGAAGUUCUUUUGGAACAAAAUAGAUCGUGGCUCACCAAGUUCCACAACCUGAAGGCAGUGGUCUGCAAGGCCUGCUCCAAGGAGAACCGACGCAUUGUAGGCAGAGCACAUUGGAACUCUCGUUACACAGGGAGGCAAGGGAGACAGGGCUACAGCUCCUACAGGACAGACUCCACACAUGGCCAUUCUGGGCAGUCAUGGAGAAACCAGGGUUCAGGGGGCAGACAGCAUGAACAUGACCACUGGAGAAGAUACUAGGAGUUGUACAGAGUGUGGAAACAGGAUCAAUGCCCAGACUCCGCCCUCCGGUCUCAGCAACAAGGACAGCAACCGGGCAACCCUUUAAAGGAAGGAAAAAUUGCUUCUCAGAAGUUUCUCCUAUACAAACUAUAAAAAGAUCCCAUUGGUCUGUUUCAGAGGUUGCUCCAGACUCCAUGACCCAGAACACUUGACAUUAUCAUUGAGAAUGCUCUCCUGACCUUGGCAGGAGUCAAAUUCCAAACAUUUUCUUACUAUUAAAUUGUGAAAAUGAUCCCUCAAAUCAUUAGUCUUUGAAAUCAUGAUGUCUUCUUAUUUUUCUGUUACUGUGAAAAGGCACCGUGACCAAAGCGACUUAUAAAAGAAAGCUUUUACUCUGGGUCUUAGAGAUCCAGAGGGUGGUAGAACCUAUGACCAUCAUGUUGGGGUAUAUGACAGGAGCCAGGUGAGGACUAGCCAACUGGGAAUGGCUCAGGGUUUUGAGAUUUCAAAGCCCACCCCCAAUCGACACACCUCCAUCCGCAAAACCACACCUCCUCCAGUAAGGCCACUCCUCCUAAUCCUUUCCACCAACUGGAGACCAAGCUUUCAAACAUACUAGCUCCAUACAUUCUGCUCCAGAAGGACUUAAGCAUAGUGUGUCCGCAGAUCUUGUAGCUGCCAUGACUUCGCUGCGUAGAUUUGGAACUGGCUUUUCUGGUCCUUCCCUCUAUUACUGUCCUCUUCAAACAUUGCUGCCUUUAGAAAUUCUGUGUCCUUGCUGUCUACUUGUGUAACUUUUAAUUAAGAUUCUGAUCUCUUAGGUUGAAAGUAUAUUUCUAGGAAAGUUGUUUUCCGUCACAGAAGCUGCAUCCUGACUUGUCAAUAAAAUGCGUGCGUACGUCAGUCACAAGUUUAAAUAAGCCACUGUGUUGAUGGAAUAUUUAUCACCUUUAGAGCUUUUCCAGUGACAGCAUUGCUUAGGUUGUUUUCCAGUCAAGUCUUGUGAUAGAA
Messenger RNA from Mus pahari (shrew mouse), 3691 nucleotides. It is a transcript of the gene Fam120b, whose product is annotated as family with sequence similarity 120B. Gene Ontology annotation, cellular component: nucleus. The record is from RefSeq and is a predicted model, not a curated record. The coding region runs from base 341 to 2698 and encodes 785 amino acids. The transcript has 11 exons. NCBI's taxonomy places the organism in Eukaryota, Metazoa, Chordata, Mammalia, Rodentia, Muridae.